AUGGCCACGAAAUUAUCUCCCCAACUCAAGUGCUUGUCUCAAAAACUUCGCGCUCCUAAACUUGCUAGGGGAUUCUCAUUCACAGCCGGGCAUCGAGGUGCAUACGAGAGUACGAUUGCCAAUUUAAGCAUUGAUCAGAAUACCAGAGUGAUAUAUCAAGGAUUUACUGGCAAAGCAGCCACCAAAAAUGCACGAGACACAAUAGAAUAUGGCACGCAGAUUGUUGGGGGCGUCUCCCCUGGGAAAGGUGGUCAGGAUCAUCUCGGCCUGCCAGUGUUUGACACAGUACAAGAAGCCGUAAAAGAUGUGAAGCCACACGCAAGCGCAGUCUUCGUUCCUGCCCAAUUCGCAGCAGGGGCAAUCAUUGAAGCAAUCGAGGCUGAAAUUCCGCUCGUCCUUUCAGUUGCUGAACAUGUGCCCCUUCAUGAUAUGGCUAGGGUUCAAGACAUUCUCCGAACACAAAGUAGAACGCGACUUGUAGGACCCAAUUGCCCCGGGAUUAUCGCACCCGACCAAUGCCGCAUUGGCAUCAUGCCGUACAAGCAGUACACAAAAGGCGUUGUUGGGAUUGUUUCCAAAAGUGGAACGCUCAGUUACGAAGCUGUAGGAGCCACAACCAAGGCUGGACUUGGACAGAGUAUCGUUGUUGGAAUGGGCGGAGAUAUGAUGCCAGGUACCACACUUCUAGAUGGGCUCAAAUUAUUCUUUGAACAUGAAGAGACCAGGGGAAUCAUCGUCAUUGGCGAGAUUGGCGGCGAAGCUGAGCUUAGAGCAGCGGAGGCCAUAAGAGAUUACAGAAAAUUGACGCCUAACCCAAAACCAAUAAUUGCAAUGGUCGCCGGGAGAACGGCGCCGCAAGGGAAAACGAUGGGUCAUGCCGGUGCUAUUCUUUUAGCGAGAGAUGUGCCUGCCGAUGUUAAAGCAAAAGCACUCGAGGAGGCGGGUGCAAUUGUUGUGCCGCACCCAGGAGCCAUGGGUAAUGAGAUGAGACGACUCCUGAAUCUGUAG
Colletotrichum tamarilloi is the source of this 1008-nucleotide messenger RNA. Its product is annotated as succinate-CoA ligase. Bases 1 to 1008 code for a protein of 335 amino acids. Gene Ontology annotation, biological process: tricarboxylic acid cycle. Gene Ontology annotation, molecular function: succinate-CoA ligase (GDP-forming) activity; succinate-CoA ligase (ADP-forming) activity. Gene Ontology annotation, cellular component: mitochondrion; succinate-CoA ligase complex (ADP-forming). The record is from RefSeq and is a predicted model, not a curated record. The transcript is spliced from 5 exons. NCBI's taxonomy places the organism in Eukaryota, Fungi, Ascomycota, Sordariomycetes, Glomerellales, Glomerellaceae.